This is a messenger RNA of Carassius carassius (crucian carp), 3626 nucleotides long. It is a transcript of the gene dgkb, whose product is annotated as diacylglycerol kinase, beta. Lineage: Eukaryota; Metazoa; Chordata; Actinopteri; Cypriniformes; Cyprinidae. The transcript has 24 exons. The record is from RefSeq and is a predicted model, not a curated record. Gene Ontology annotation, biological process: intracellular signal transduction; lipid phosphorylation; diacylglycerol metabolic process. Gene Ontology annotation, cellular component: plasma membrane. The coding region runs from base 10 to 2340 and encodes 776 amino acids. Gene Ontology annotation, molecular function: ATP-dependent diacylglycerol kinase activity; calcium ion binding.
CUGGACAGCAUGUCGAAUGAGGAAAAGUGGGUCACUUUGAGUCCAAAUGAAUUCUCUCUUCUUCAAGACUAUGCACAAUACACAACUAAGAAACUAAAAGAUGUUCUCCAGGAGUUUCAUGGAGAUGGGAUUCUGGCCAAGUAUAAUCCUGAAGAGGGUGUGAAUCACCUUCAGCAGGAAAUUGACUUUGAGGGUUUCAAGCUCUUCAUGGAGACAUUCCUGGAGAGUGAACUUUCUGAUGAGUUCUGCCAGCAUCUCUUCCUCAGUUUCUGCAACAAAGACCCCAAACCAAGCCCCUCCAUGACAGACAAGCAGAGAAUCAUGGGUCUAAAACUCCUAAAGGGAAGUUCCACUCCACCGAAGGUAUCAUCCGGUUCAGUCCAGCUGAAGGAUAUGAUCUGCUACCUCUCUCUGCUGGAGGGCGGACGUCCAGAAGACAAACUAGAAUUUAUGUUUCGACUUUAUGACACAGAUGGGAACGGGUUUUUAGACAGUAAGGAACUGGAGCACAUUAUCUCUCAGAUGAUGCAUGUUGCGGAGUAUCUGGAGUGGGACGUCACAGAACUAAAGCCGAUUCUGGAGGAGAUGAUGCAGGAGAUCGACUAUGACCGUGACGGGAUGGUUUCUCUUGAAGAGUGGGUCCAGGGUGGUCUGACCACCAUUCCUCUGCUAGUACUUCUGGGACUUGAAACUAAUGUAAAGGAUGAUGGGCAACAUGUGUGGAGACUAAAGCACUUCAGUAAACCUGCAUAUUGUAACCUGUGUCUGAAUAUGUUGAUUGGAUUGGGAAAACAAGGCCUCUGCUGCUCCUUCUGUAAGUACACCGUUCACGAGAGAUGUGUGGCUCGAGCCCCCCUGUCCUGCAUCAAAACAUACGUCAAAUCUAAGAAAAACACAGAGAUUAUGCAUCAUUUCUGGGUUGAGGGAAACUGUCCAAGCAAGUGCGAUAAAUGUCACAAAACUAUCAAGUGUUAUCAGGGGCUUACGGGCCUUCACUGUGUCUGGUGCCAGAUUACUCUACACAACAAGUGCGCUUCACACGUCAAACCCGAAUGUGACUGCGGAUCACUGAGAGAUCACAUACUUCCUCAAAGCACAAUAUGCCCUGUUGUACUGGAGAGACAGUCCACUCUGAGAAAAGACUCCAGCCAAUCAGGAGGCCGGGGGAAAAUACAAAGGACCAAUUCAGUAUCAGUGGAUGGACAGGGGCUACAGAUUACGCCAUUAGAAGGAACUCAUCCGUUGUUGGUUUUCGUCAACCCUAAAAGUGGAGGUAAACAAGGAGAAAGAAUCUUCCGAAAGUUCCAGUACCUCCUGAACCCCCGUCAAGUCUACAACCUGGCCAAGAACGGCCCCAUGCCUGGCUUAAAUUUCUUUCGAGAUGUUCCAGUUUUCAGAGUCCUGGCCUGCGGUGGAGAUGGAACCGUUGGAUGGAUUCUUGAUGUUAUCGACAAAGCCAACUUUGAACAGAAUCCCCCUGUGUGUGUACUUCCUCUCGGCACAGGAAAUGACCUCGCAAGGUGUCUGCGCUGGGGUGGAGGCUACGACGGACAAAGUCUUUUGGAGAUUCUCAAGGACAUUGAGAACAGUACUGAAGUGAUGCUGGACAGGUGGAAGAUUGACAUCACUCCUGUAGACAAAGAUGAAAGAGGAGAUCCAGUCCCGUAUAGCAUCUUGAACAAUUACUUCUCUAUUGGCGUGGAUGCAUCCAUCGCUCAUCGAUUCCACAUUAUGAGAGAGAAACAUCCAGAAAGGUUUAACAGCAGGACGAAGAAUAAACUUUGGUACUUUGAGUUUGGAACCUCAGAGACCUUCUCGGCAACUUGCAAGAAGCUGCAUGAUUAUCUUGAGGUGGAGUGUGAUGGUGUCACCCUAAACCUCAGCAACAUCUCAUUGGAGGGCAUUGCCAUCCUGAAUAUUCCCAGCAUGCACGGCGGUUCCAACCUUUGGGGAGAGAGCAAGAAACGCAGGGGUCACCGUCGAACAGGGAAGAAGUCUCCGGAAAAGAAGACCCCAAUUGUUGACCCCAAACAACUUGUUUUUGCUGUCCAAGACCCGUCUGAUCAGCUUUUGGAGGUGGUGGGGCUGGAGGGGGCAAUGGAAAUGGGCCAGAUCUACACAGGUCUGAAGAGCGCAGGCAGACGUCUGGCCCAGUGUUCCUCCAUCAUUAUCAGAACCAGUAAAGCCCUUCCUAUGCAAAUAGAUGGUGAGCCAUGGAUGCAGAGCCCAUGCACUAUUAAUAUCAUGCAUGAGAAUCAGGCCCGUAUGCUGAUGGGUCCUCCUCAAAGCUCAAGCUUCUUCUCCUUCUUUCGUCGUGACCGCAGAGAGAGUAAAGACUGACAACCCACGACACCUGAGAUCAACGCUACACCUGCUGUAGAGUUAAUGUGAAUGGUGAAAACCAUUGUGAAGGUUCCUGACAGCUGCGGCUUGGCUACAGAUCUAUAGAUUUCAGCUGAUCGCUUCAGCCACCAGUUUGCCGUCUCAGCUAUUUGAUUAAACUGAAAUUAUGAAGUACAAACCAGUUACUGGGAGGAAAAGGCCAAACAUAGGGCCUUUUUUGUUCUCAAAUGUAUAAAAAGUUAUAUUUUGGAAAUCUUUUGGAGUUUGAGUCUUAAUUGUGAAUUCAGAUGGACUCGUGAACACAAACUAUUUUAUUUUGGUUAUGUUAUUUCAGAAGUGAUGGAUUUGUUGGUGCCAAAUGUCAGAUAAGACAUGGCCAAAUGAAAAACAAAGUACUUUUUUUUUUUUUUUACUUAAAACAUGUGAUCUGUUAGUCUAGUGGGACAUUUUUCAUAUUCUUUAGCAUGCUGGGUUCAAAUCCAGAACUUUGUAAAAUUUUAUUUUAUUUUUGCAUCUGAAACUGACAGCCAAUCAUUUUUGUAUAGUAACAAAAAAAUGACUUUCCAAUUUCUACGACAGCAUGUUCCUACAUUAAUCAUGCAAGUAUAAAUAUAUUGAUUGUUUUGGAAGUUGCAUUUUAAAAACCAUUUAAACUGGUUUUGUAAAUCACUACUAUUUUCUAAAACUCUAAACAUGGUCCAUUUAUCUGGAGAAAGAUCAACUAAACAUUGACGAAUCAUUUCCAGAAGCAUGAACAUGUGGACAAACAGUAUUUAUAUUACAAGCACAAAUUGAGGUUUUAGGUUAUCAUUAGACAAUCCUCAUCCAGAGCCAGUCGUCAAUGCGCAGUGUUUAGGCUUUUUAAUGCAAAUGCCUGUCUGUGAUUUAUUUUAAGCCAAAGCUGCUUGCUUGUUGGCGAAGAAUCAGAUUGAAAGAUUUGUAUUUUGUCUUUACAAGACAUGGUUGUCAUGGUCACAAGGUGCUUUACUCAUGCAUAUUCAUGUGUUGUGAUGCACUUCUGCCAGAGCUAAAGCAAAUGUGCGACUGCACCUUUCCUUUUCUUGUGAUAGCAGCAUGUACAGUAAUGAUGUGAGAAACUAUUACACAUCCUGGUAACUUAAGUUUCUGGUUAGGCCUGGUUUAGUUUCACUCAACCCCAACAUAGCUCGCAGUUCAUAAUAGAUGCUUUGUGCAAUGAACUGACAGUGAACUUGCCUGAUGUAUUUGCAUGUUGGUUAGAGAUAUGACGUAUGCCAUUUUUAGCAAUUAAAAGUUAAAACGGA